GCGAGCUACGGAAAAGGUGAAAAACUCGAGUUUACAAACCUGCGCUUAGCCAAAUUCAUUGUAUCAAUUUUUGGAUUUUUACUUCACAAUGGCAAAGGAAAGAAAAGAACGUAAAAGCUCUGGUGCUUCUGAAGAUGAGUAUGACUCGUACCUCCCUGCGUUGAUGCCAAUCGCCCAACCUUUGGCUCCUAAGAAGCUCAAUAAAAAAAUGAUGAAAACUGUGAAAAAGGCCUCCAAGCAAAAGCACAUCCUCCGUGGUGUCAAGGAGGUGGUCAAGGCUGUUCGUAAAGGUGAAAAGGGCUUGGUUAUUCUUGCUGGUGACAUUUCUCCCUUGGAUGUCAUCUCCCAUAUUCCUGUCUUAUGCGAAGACAACGAUGUCCCCUACGUCUAUACGGUUUCUAAGGAACUCUUGGGAGAUGCCUCCAACACCAAACGUCCCACCAGCUGUGUCAUGGUCGUUCCUGGUGGAAAGAAGAAAGAUUUGGCCAAGGCAGAAGAUUACAAGGAAAACUACGACGAAAUUCUAAAAGAGGUCCCCGCUUUGGGAGCUUAAAACAGAACGGAAAAUGAUUCCAUUAUUGUAAGACUCUUGCUGGAGAGAUUAGCUUAUUGAGUCAAAAUUGGGUUGGAUUUUAUUUUCUUAUUUUGCUUUUUCAUUGUGAAGGGCAGACAUCUGUCCUUGUUACUUUCAAAAAUAUCUUUAUCUGUUGGUUUCUGAAAAUUGAACCUUUUUCUAUCAUGAAUAAGGCUCCUCUUUUCGUCUUUCCCUAAGUUCCAAUUUUGCGUUCUCUCUUUCGUUUCCUUGCAUUUCCAUUCAUCUACUGCUUUCUUUUUUUGCGGAUAGUUUAGGAAUUUGAACAAUAAAAAUUUAGUUGACGAACAAGUUUUGUUGGAUGCUUGUUUCUACAGCCCCUUUUUGUGUGUUUUGAAAGAAACUUUCUUGUGAUGAAUCCUGCAGAAUGCAAGUAAACAGAUGAAGAAGAAUAAAAUAGUUUAUUUAUUCGAGUGAAAAGACUUGACUGACUGUUGAUUACCAUAUCGAGAUAUUUGUUCUCAAUCGUAUUCGUCAAUAUGAAACUUUUGAAUCAUCCAAAUACUCAUAUACUUUCUUUGUAACCAACAAACAAUCCAAAUGGGGCUGUUUAAUAUUGAACGAGCUGACAAUGUCACCCUUUGUAGAUUUUGCUUAUGUUUCCAAAUAUAGACAGUGCACUAAAAGUAAACUUCCAUAUUUACUAGCCAAACAACCCUCUUUUGUUCCAUAGUUCAAUAUUUUUAUUUAUAUCAGUUGAUUUCCUGCAACAAAUUCUUCUUUCUGGUUUCCU
This is a messenger RNA of Schizosaccharomyces cryophilus OY26, 1325 nucleotides long. Its product is annotated as RNA-binding protein Nhp2. Bases 89 to 553 code for a protein of 154 amino acids. The transcript has a single exon. The record is from RefSeq and is a predicted model, not a curated record. Gene Ontology annotation, biological process: rRNA pseudouridine synthesis; snRNA pseudouridine synthesis. Gene Ontology annotation, molecular function: box H/ACA snoRNA binding. Gene Ontology annotation, cellular component: nucleolus; box H/ACA snoRNP complex. NCBI's taxonomy places the organism in Eukaryota, Fungi, Ascomycota, Schizosaccharomycetes, Schizosaccharomycetales, Schizosaccharomycetaceae.